Messenger RNA from Acipenser ruthenus (sterlet), 2231 nucleotides. RefSeq names its product dual oxidase maturation factor 2-like. Gene Ontology annotation, cellular component: endoplasmic reticulum membrane. Gene Ontology annotation, biological process: protein transport. Lineage: Eukaryota; Metazoa; Chordata; Actinopteri; Acipenseriformes; Acipenseridae. The transcript has 8 exons. The coding region runs from base 409 to 1371 and encodes 320 amino acids. The record is from RefSeq and is a predicted model, not a curated record.
UAUUGCUUUAAGAUAACUGGAUAAAACAGCACCAGACACUACAGAACAAUGCAUACCAAUAGGCUUUAUAUAGAGACUAGCCUUCAGCUCCUACCGCGAGGAAGACAAAGAACACUGAACAGAGGUCUUGCUUCAGAGUGACUCGUGGAUUUCCUGAAGAAGCGGGUACAGAGUCACUGGGGUUGGGCAAAUAUUUACAUAAAUCUUGCCACCAAAAUUCCCCAGAUAUUUCCUGCACAAGCUUAGUAAAUAUAACAUCAUCCUUUAUGAUAUCUUGGAGGGGGCUAUAAAAAGAGAAAGGAUCAAAACUCAUCAUCUUUUCAUGCACAUCACUGGCCCCCGGAGAGAUCUUAAUAAAUUCCAAUUCAAUAUACCGAGAUCACUGGUUAAAAGUUAGCUCAUUGAAAGAUGACAUUCUACAAUGACAUUUAUCCAUUUUACCCUCAACAAAGGACGCCCUUCAUCUUCAACCUCAGCCAGCUCAUAGUCAUUCUGGUGUUUUUAGUCCUUGCUUGCAGUUUCCUUGUUAUACUACCUGGAAUCCGAGGGAAAGGGAGGCUGUUUUGGAUGUUCAGAAUUGUCCUCAGUCUUUUCAUUGGUGUAGUCACUGUUGCUGUCAAUUUUACAAGUGACUGGGCGACUGGCUAUAUUAAAACAAACACAACUUACAAGUCAUUCAGCAAUGCCACGGUUAGUGCUGAGAUCGGACUACAUGUGGGGUUUGAUGGGAUCAAUGUAACACUUAAAGGCAAUCCAGUGAGGCAACUAAAUGAAACUAUAAACUACAAUGAAAUGUUCCAGUGGACAGAGGACUAUAAGGAGGACUAUGUUAAAGCUCUAGAGAGAGGUCUUCCCAACCCAAUCCUGUACAUUGCAGAGAAGUUCACUCAAGACAGCCCCUGUGGUCUAUUAUUCCAAUACAAGUACUCGGGACAGUACGCAUCAGCUACCAUGUGGACUGCAUUCUGCUGUUGGCUCAUCUCCAACGUUCUCUUCUCCAUGCCAGUUAUUUUGUAUGGGGGCUAUAUGAUAGUGACAACAGGAGCAUUCAUCAUCUUUUCAUUGAUUUCCUUUGCCACGAUCCACAAUGUACCGUAUUGCACUAUCAGUUUGGGCACCGUGUCGCUGGAGACUGUCUUUGGCGGAUCUUUCUGGCUGUCACUAGUAACAGGGAUUCUGUGCAUUCUCAUUGGAGGAGCCGUGAUUCUGAUGGACUUCUUCAUUCCGCAGAAGUUAAAGAUUUUAUUCACAGCGAAUGAAGGGGACGAGGAUGAUGACACCCACAUCACUGAAUGCUACCUUAAUGAAAGCUUUCUGGAAAAGGAUAACGUGUUACCAUUGGGAGAUGUAAGAGUGUCUGUACCACUUUAGCUAUGGAAGAUUUCAUUCAAAGCAUGCAGCUUGACUUAAAGAAGAGCCCAACCUGAAUACAUUUCUUAAUUACACAAGAUGACUUUAGUAAUGCGUCUUGUUUUGUUAAAAUGCUGGGAAAACUGUUCUAUGAAGCUCCACAUUUAAGUCUCAUCAGAAGAAAAAGAACGCCAUUCAGUCUGCAGGGCUAAAGGAAUGGACUCCUGCAUUAUUGUGGACUGCCUCGGCAUUCAAUAACAGGAGGCCACGCCAACGUUACACUUGUGGCUCUGUGGCCAGCAGGAGGCGCUCUGCUGUACUGCUACUGUAUAUGUGUGUAAAAGAAAAGAGUAUAAAAAUAAAUAACUUUAUUAAGAACAAUAGGGCUGUAUUUAAAAUACAGGUCAUUUUUAUUUAGUUAUAUUUUAAAUGAUAAAUAAUUAAUAAAAUUGUUCAGGCAAUUCAGUUAUAUAUGUUGUUGUUGUUGUUGUUGUUAUCCACAAGUCCUGUGUAGACACAAAGUGAUCAUGAAGAACAGGCAAAGGCAAUACAAACUGCUUCAGAAUGUCACUGCAUACAGAGGGGCCUCUUGCAUGAUAGCACAAUGAACUGUUAAAACAGACACCCAUUACCACAGAGAUUAAGAAUAUGUAUGUAUGGGCUUCCCAAAGAAUACUGUUUCAGUAGCAAAAUACAUAUUGGGGUAUGAAAUGUAUUAACUGCUUUGCGGUGCAGAGAGAUUACUGAGAAACUCUGCAAAGUAAACAUUUGAUUUUGUUGUUGUUUUAUGAAUAAUGUUCUAUGAUGGAUUUCGUUCCCAGUGUAAUACUUGUAAAACAAUAUAGUGAGGCAUCUGGAAUAAAAAACAAAAAUCUGCCAAA